Molecule: messenger RNA, 1361 nt
Organism: Pogonomyrmex barbatus (red harvester ant)
Lineage: Eukaryota; Metazoa; Arthropoda; Insecta; Hymenoptera; Formicidae
Source: RefSeq, a predicted model, not a curated record
ACUUGUUAAUUACAUUUCAGACAAAUCGGAGCGACGCGUAUCGAGUAGUUCUGUCGGAUGUACAGCCCAAUCAUACUGGCAAAUAUCGUUGCGAAGUCUCUGGAGAUGCUCCCUCGUUUAAUACCUUAAUGGUUUCUGGUUACAUGCAUGUAGCUAGUCUGCCGAACGGUGAUCCGGUGCUGCGGGUCGAGAAGACGCGAUACGCAGUCGGUGAUACUGUACGUGGAAACUGCACAGUACCGUCGGGAAAUCCUCCGGCUAACGUGACGUGGACCGUCAACGGCGUACCGGUGAAGUCGAGUAACGUCACAAAUGUCACGGAUACAGUUAGUGACAAUCAACAGUACAUGACGGUCGCUAAAUUGGACUUCGAGACGAUGCAGGAUAACUUCAGCAAUGGCAGAUUAAAGAUCGUUUGUAUCGCCAAUGUCUUUCAUUUAUAUAAGAAAACAGCUGAAAUGCUUCUGAAGGAAGAACGUCCAAGAUUGGCCUCUGUAUUAGGAACACGAGAAUCCUCUUACAUGGGUAACGCAGCUAAGAAUACCGCAGAAUACUUCUACAUCACAGCCAUGACUGCACUGUUGCUAUGCAGCCUGAGAUAACAUCAAUGAAUUCGCAAUACGUUUUACGCGCAUGAUUGUAUCGGGAUGGAUGGAAUAAAUCGUUUGUAAAAUUUUGAAAUUAUUAAAUGGGAUAAAAUCUGGGAAGAGGAAUCUUUUUGUUGAAAUAAGUACCGAGCGUAUGUUAUUCGUGUAAAUAGGAUAAAGGAAAAGAUUUAGCGAAUUAUCUACGUGUACGCGAUCUACAUCCGCUCCGCGGGUAGAUUUGUAAUCUGAUAAAUAACAUGUCGUAUUAUUAUGUAAUAGAUCGACGAAAUGUCGCGCCAAACUAACGACGACUUAUUUAAAUAUUAUAUCGUCUUUUCUAUCCUCUGAUAAUGAUUUUGAUACCUCCUCUGUAACAUUGUGAUCAUCACAAUGCAUCCUAUCAAGGUUAUGGGAAAAUGUUGUUAUCAUUUAUAAAUGACAUUUCAUUUCAAUGAGAUAUGAAUAAACCAUUCACCAUCGUUAAUUUCAUUAUUUUAAUCUUUAGUACUGAUUCAAACCUUCUUUACUGUCCGUUUUAUUCUCAAUACAGGUAUUUAGCAAUUAAUUAAAUAGUUUAAUAACUUUACUAUUUCAAGAUCUUAUGUAAAAGAAAUUGUUAGUUAUAAGAAGAACGCUUAGUGAGAAAUACAUUUUAAUUUACUAAUAAGUAUAUGUAAGUAUAUAAAUAUGUAUUUCUGUACAAAAAAUCUAUUGUAUAUUAAUUUAUCAAAUAGACGAAGUUGAAUAAAUGAAAUACGACAGGGUGAUAUCACA